AUGUUUAGCUACUCUUCACCAAAUUUGCCAGAAACUCUUCAUAAUUCCCAAUUUUUAUUACUAACUUUAACGGCUCCCACUUCAAAUUUAAACCCUGAAUACUUCAGCUCUUUGAUGAAUUAGUAUAUAUUAAAUGUUUCAAUAUACAAGGUAUGGGCCUGUCCUUUAAGUAAAAAUUAUGUAUAGAUCAUUAAUGGAAUGUAGAGUAUUGGUAUAAAUGGCUAAUACAGAAUCAGCUUAAAAUGCAAAAAAGGCUUUAGAUCAACUUUCAUCAAAUUUUAUAAAAUGUUCUUACUAUUAAGAUAAUAAAAUACAUAGUUCAUUUACGAUGGGAUCAUAUGAAACUAUUCAAGAUAUUAAAGUCAGUACUUUGAAAAAUAAACAUUCCACUUCAUUGAAUGAAUGUAAUUUUUUAAAAUUAAAUGUAGUAAUAAAUGAUGCAGAUUCUAAACCACAAAGCGCAACUGUACUGCCUACAAGUUAAAGACUUAUUCCUUCAUCAAAAAACAUUUAAUCAACAAAAACACUCUGUUUGAAUGGCAUUUAAGGAAAAAACUUAGAUGCUCUUAAUAUUUACAAUAUCUUUAGCAAUUUCGGUAACAUUGAUAAAAUUAUUUUAAUUAAGUAAAAUAUUGAUCUUAAUCCAUAGUCUAAAGAAUUUUGCUUUAAUAAAAUAUUUGAAAGAAGAUUAGGCUUAUUUCGUAUAUUAGAAUUGCCAAAAUAUACAGUUUUUCGAAAGCAAUUUAACUAUCACAUUCGCAGCAGAUGAUUCUAUUGAUAAAUUAAUAGGUCUAGACACUCUUUAUAAAGAGUAAGAUUAUUACAUAGGUUCAGAAGAUACAGAUAGGUAAUUAAUAUUUAAAUUGAGAUUUAAUGCAAAUAAUAAAAUGAUUUUAUUACCCCCUAGUUCAGUACUUCAUAUCUCAAAUCUUAAGAAAGUUUCAUCUAAUGCAGAAACAAUGUGGGAUAUCUUCUCUGAAUAUGGUAUUGUUGAAGUAUAACAUUUUAUAUAUUAUAUAGGCUGUCAAAGUUUUAAAUUCUUAAUUUAAAUUUAUGUGUUUAGUCAAAAUGGAAAGCUUGAAAUAGGCUUUAGAAGUUAUGGCUUUAAUGCACAAUCAAGAAAUUGAUGGCAGGAACAUACAAAUCUCAUUCACGAAAGCAAAAAUAUGA
Molecule: messenger RNA, 1170 nt
Organism: Paramecium sonneborni
Lineage: Eukaryota; Ciliophora; Oligohymenophorea; Peniculida; Parameciidae
Source: the annotation of a GenBank genome assembly